Messenger RNA from Ophidiomyces ophidiicola, 1014 nucleotides. RefSeq lists its product as uncharacterized. Lineage: Eukaryota; Fungi; Ascomycota; Eurotiomycetes; Onygenales; Onygenaceae. The transcript has a single exon. The record is from RefSeq and is a predicted model, not a curated record. Bases 1 to 1014 code for a protein of 337 amino acids.
AUGGGUUCCUACGAGGCCGACUCAUCCCGCUGCUUCACUCUUCUCGCCCAGAAACUCCCUUCGUGGCUUACUCGAGUUUCCGACCUAGCUGCCCAUACCACCGCAAAACAGGAAGAAUUCAAGGCCGAUUAUACUAAAUAUGCAAGAAAGGAUAGAAAAUCCCGUAUGCGAAAAGGGAGCUCCCUCCACACAAACAGACCUGAUCUUGAAGGCUCGUCACAUUCACUCAAAUCGUCAUCAGGCUCGGGUACCUCACAAAUUGACAGCCUGACCCGUAUGAAACUAUUAAAACCAGGGGAUAUAAACCAGAAAAAACGGAUUGACGAUUGCUCUGGAUCACCCAAUGAUACUGACCGACAUCUUCGCCCUCGCCGUCAAUUCAUUAUCCACUAUGACUGCCAAACCCAAACUGCGUUAGAAAAGCUAGUACGAGAGAUAGGCGGGGCAAGAAACCACAUCCGAAAAGGUAGAAUGGUUUACAUGAUGAAAUCCAGUAUGGAAAUGAAGCCACUUCCGGAGGGCUUUCCGCCCGAUGAUGCGAUGAAGCCCAUAUUUAGAAGCACCAGACAAAUCACAAGACCUUUACCCGGUGCAAAGAAUUCCCCAUUUGAUUUGGCGGAUACAUACUUAGAAAAUGCCCAGGCGCUAUGCGAAGCAGCCGCCCAUCAAUUCUUGCGCAGCGGGGAUUGUUCAAAAGAGUUGGACCGGACAAGACAAAAGCUCAAAUUAGCAUUGGAUCUAGCGGAGAUUGAAACCGAAAUUGAAGCAGAGGCAGAGGCUAAAGCUGAAAUGAAGGCCAAAGUGAAAGCAACUGAGAAGGAAAAGGAAAAGGGAAAGGAGGCUGGGAAGGAAGUCGAAUUUGAAAAAUUAACGUCAGACGUCGAUAUCAAGGCCACAAUACCGGGAAAGGAUCUGGAUGCCCCGAGGCCUGCCAUCGAAGUCGAUGAUGCUUCCGAUGUCUCCUCUAUAUCUAUUGACAUAACGGCGUUUCGAGCUUCCAGGUUCAAGCGAUAA